CAAGAGUAUGCGCUGCAGCCGAUCCAGACACCACCCAAAAGACCCAGGUUAUACCUCCAACCACUCCAUUUUCCCAAGACUGAAGGACAUCACAGAGACAGCCUCAGAGUCACACAACAGACUAACAGGCACUCACCCUGUUAGUAUGCGUAAAAGGCUACAGAGGCUCUGUGAAAAAUUCACUCUAGCAGAAGCAGAGACACAGGAAUCAUGAUUCUUUCAGGCGCUGAUGUGGAAGUUUUAACUUGAACUGCAUUGCCCUCUAGCGCUGCGACGGGGCCGGCCGCAGUGAUGUCACCAGCACAUGCAGUGUGAGCACAGGCAGCCAGUUCAUGCAGAGCUGCCUAAAUGCUGACAAACCCUUCCUGGAGACGCCUGUCACAGCAGCAAGGCAGGGGCAUCCUUCCAACAGCACCACAAAUGCGCAAGGGGAGUCAGUAGACCUGUCUUUUAUUUCAGGGACGUCAUGAUUGAAAAGGCUACUUUGGAGCUCCAGCCAAGACUUGUGCCUGCUAAUUUCUGUUCAAACGAGUUCGUAGGAGAAAUUAAGCAAGUUUGAACAGCCUAUUAUUUCUGACGGGCUUCAGAGGACUUCACGCUGUGCAAGUUUUACAUGCUUAUAGCUGGCAGCUGGGGAGAUGAGUUCUCAACCUAAACCUGGCCGGGGCUCUGCAGCAACUUCUUGGGUAGAGAGAUAACUUCUAACUGAGCUCAAAUCAUCUGUGUGUUGUGCAAGGGAUCCAAUCAUAACUUGCUAUGGAGCAUGAUUUUUAAGAUGAAUACCUACCUUGGCAAUAAAUUCAAUUCAUCGAUACCUGGAUAUUUGAAAGGAUCUGCAGUGAAUAGUGGCAAUUUUUCUGCAAACAACUCCAAUGAGACAGCAAGCAACCUGGAUUCACCUGCCUUGGAUGUCCAUAGGGCAAUAAUUGUGGGGCUUAUACUCGGUGCCUUUAUACUCUUUGCUAUUGUAGGUAAUAUCCUCGUUAUUCUCUCUGUUGCUUGCAAUAGACAUUUAAGAAUCCCUACAAACUAUUUCAUAAUUAACCUCGCAAUAGCAGAUUUGUUGCUGAGUUUUACUGUCCUUCCAUUCUCUGCUACACUGGAAAUCCUUGGCUACUGGGUUUUGGGGAGGAUAUUUUGUGAUAUCUGGGCAGCAGUAGAUGUGCUAUGCUGUACAGCUUCUAUUUUAAGUCUAUGUGCAAUUUCUAUAGAUAGAUAUAUAGGAGUACGUUAUUCUCUCCAAUAUCCAACUUUGGUGACAAGAAGAAGGGCAAUUUUAGCUCUCAUAGGUGUCUGGGUCCUUUCCAUGGUGAUUUCUAUUGGGCCUCUUUUGGGCUGGAAAGAACCAGCACCCAAGGACGACAAAGAGUGCCGUAUCACUGAAGAACCAUUCUAUGCUUUGUUUUCUUCCUUGGGGUCAUUUUACAUUCCUUUAAUCGUCAUCCUUGUGAUGUACUGUCGGGUCUACAUAGUGGCAAAAAGGACUACUAAAAACCUGGAAGCUGGGGUGAUGAAAGAAAUGUCCAACUCUAAGGAGCUGACUUUACGGAUUCACUACAAGAACAUUCAUGAGGACACUUUAAACACCACCAAACCUAAGGGUCACAAUCCCAGGAACUCCGUAGCUUUCAAACUUUUUAAAUUCUCUAGAGAAAAGAAGGCAGCCAAGACACUGGGAAUUGUGGUUGGCAUGUUUAUCUUGUGCUGGCUACCUUUCUUCAUUGUUCUGCCACUAGGAUCUCUGUUUUCAGCUCUGAAGCCGCCUGAAACGAUCUUCAAGGUGAUUUUUUGGCUUGGCUACUUUAACAGCUGCUUGAAUCCAAUCAUCUACCCUUGCUCAAGCAAAGAGUUCAAGAGGGCUUUUAUACAGAUCCUAAAAUGCCAGUGCCAUCGUCGAAAGCAGUUGGGGUGGUGGGCCUACAGCUACAGAAACUGGAACCGGUGCUCCUUUGAACACCCCAGAAAAGACUCUCUGGAAGACAGCGGGAGUUUCCUGAGUGGCAGCCAGAGGACAUUAUCUUCAUCAUCUCCCAGUCCUGGCUACCUGAGCAAAAUCACCCACCCACAUAUGGAGAUGUGCACAUUCCAGGAAUGGAAAAACUCCAGCUCUUUCCUGAGCCCCUUACAGGAAGGCAGCAGACAAAAGGACCCAUGCCAGUUCUUUACCUUCAAUCUCUUAACAGAGCGCAAUGGAUAUGUCCCUGCUGGCAGCCAAGCUUCCAGCAAUGGGGACCAUGAGGCCAUCUGUGACACACUGAAUGGCAAAACCGAUUGUAGAGUAAACACAACACUGGAAUGAACAGAUUCUAAAUGGUCUGUUUUCUUUGUACACUAACCUGUUUGACAUUUAACCCAGGUGAAGAAAUGGACCUUUGCACAUUUUCUCAGUAUGGCACUCGAAGGAAGCCAGUGAGCAGCAGGAAGAUAUAUGUCACAAAAGCAGAGAAGUGUAGGGAUUAACCAUCUUUCCAGUCAGUUGCUAGAGGGACUACCAAAGCAAGAGCAGAAUGCAGGGAAGGUGCCACAUAAACCCAGGGAAAUUCUCAUCCAAUUAUUUAGCUGUCAUGGAAGUGCUGUGGAACAGCCAAACAUAUCUGUAUAUAGAAAGAACGUAUAAAUAUGGGGGUGGGCAGGGAAAAUGGGUAAGAAUGUGUGGUGUACAUGUGUGCUAGCCGCAUGGAUGGGUGCCUGGGAGUGGAAGUGAGCAAUGCAGUGAGUGUUGUUUGUACCUCUCCAGGGUACUGCCUGUCGCUGCUUUUGCCUGUCAUUUCUUAUUGUUGUUGUACUUCA
Molecule: messenger RNA, 2790 nt
Organism: Melopsittacus undulatus (budgerigar)
Lineage: Eukaryota; Metazoa; Chordata; Aves; Psittaciformes; Psittaculidae
Gene: ADRA1B
Product: adrenoceptor alpha 1B
Exons: 4
Coding region: 764-2299 (511 amino acids)
Biological process (GO): positive regulation of heart rate by epinephrine-norepinephrine; adenylate cyclase-activating adrenergic receptor signaling pathway; regulation of vasoconstriction
Cellular component (GO): plasma membrane
Molecular function (GO): alpha1-adrenergic receptor activity
Source: RefSeq, a predicted model, not a curated record